CCAGAGAGCAACGCACGAGUUUCCGAACAAAUGUGAAGAAAUCAAUGGCAACGUGGAAGACCCCUUACCGAUCGCAUUAACCCGUGCCUGCUUUCUGAUGUGCAGUUAAUUAUGCAGGAGCACAUGCAAUGCCAUCCUAAGAAGCACUGCAAGUGAUAGGGUGGUCAAGCAAUUUAGCAAGUUUUUUGCAAUGGGAGAUCUGUAUCAAGGGAGUACCCAAAGCAUGAUGAUGAAAUCUGAACACAUGUGUUACAUUUGUGGAAGUGCUGGUUUCAUUGCAUCAAGAUGCAUGACAGAUAGCCUAGGCACUUCUGGAAUAAGCAUUGAGGAAAAGCUGUACCAGAUUAUGUCUGUGGAUGUACCAAAUGACAGACACAGUGAAAUUGUGUGUGAAGAAUGUUUCUCACUGUUGGAGAACAUCACAAAGCAACAGAAUGCUCUGUACAUAAUGAUACAGGACAUAAAUGAGAAACUGAAUAAUACCUGCCAAAAGAUGCUGCAGUUAAGAAAUGGUGGUGAUGACAGCAAGCAUGUGUUAGAGGCAGCUGUGGCAGACGAGCCGGAAUCGGGGUCGGCCUCGUCGGACGCAGCGUCGCCGGCAGACGCGCGUCCGUCGUCGCCGGCCGAGGAGCCGGCCGCACCGCCCGCCUGCGUCGACUGCCCGGGCCGCGCCUUCUCCAGCGCCGCCUCGCUGCGCCGCCACCGGCGCAAGAAGCACGAGCGCCACCUGAGCUGCCCCUUCUGCAGCCGGCCGGUGCGCGAGACUUACCUCGAGAUGCACAUCCUCAUCAAGCACUCAAAGACGGAGAAGGGCUAUCUGUGCACACUCUGUGACCGCUCCUACGAGUCGGCCAAAUACCUGAAGGUGCAUCUGCGCACGGUACACAGCGACGGUAAGCAGUACCAGUGUACCGAGUGUGGUCGCUUGCUGGCCAACCGCGGCAGCCUGCACGCGCACAUGCAGCGGCACGCGCGCAGCCACCAGUGCUCGCUCUGCGGCCGCCGGUUCGCGCUGCUCAAGCAGCUCGAGACGCACGCGCGGCACCACACGGGCGAGCGGCCGUUCCUCUGCACCGACUGCGGCAAGGCCUUCAUCUCAGUCGAGCGCCUGCGCAAGCACGCGCACGUGCACGCGGUGGCGCCGACGUGCGAGGCGUGCGACCGCGUGUUUGCCAGUCGCGCCGGUCUCGAGGCGCACCGGCGCACGCAUAGCGGCGACCGGCCGUUCGCCUGCACCGUGUGUGCCAAGACGUUCAAGCGCGCCGCCCACCUGAGCGACCACGUGGCCAGCGUGCACGGGGAGGACCGGCCUUUCAAGUGCGACCAGUGCGAGCGCUCCUUCACCCUGGAGCCGUACCUGAAGCGCCACCAGCGGCUGCACGGCGGCCAGAAGCCGCACGGCUGCGCCGCCUGCGGCAAGCGCUUCUUCAAGAAGUACAACCUGCAGGCGCACCUCAAGACGCACGAGGCAGACUAG
This is a messenger RNA of Pollicipes pollicipes, 1477 nucleotides long. RefSeq names its product oocyte zinc finger protein XlCOF6.1. The transcript has 4 exons. The coding region runs from base 191 to 1477 and encodes 428 amino acids. The record is from RefSeq and is a predicted model, not a curated record. NCBI's taxonomy places the organism in Eukaryota, Metazoa, Arthropoda, Thecostraca, Pollicipedomorpha, Pollicipedidae. Gene Ontology annotation, cellular component: nucleoplasm. Gene Ontology annotation, biological process: regulation of transcription by RNA polymerase II. Gene Ontology annotation, molecular function: DNA-binding transcription repressor activity, RNA polymerase II-specific; RNA polymerase II cis-regulatory region sequence-specific DNA binding.